Molecule: messenger RNA, 1932 nt
Organism: Closterium sp. Naga37s-1
Lineage: Eukaryota; Viridiplantae; Streptophyta; Zygnematophyceae; Desmidiales; Closteriaceae
Source: the annotation of a GenBank genome assembly
AUGAGGCGCGGAAACGCCAAGAGUAGGAGGGUAGCGGCUUCAUCCCCCGGUCGGCUCUUCAAACGCUUUAAGAUGCAACAGAGCGUGUCUAAGACCCCCGACCGGGCCCGCUUCGGCACCACUCCUCCAACUGCUGCUCCUGGUCGUCCAUCGACUGCCCCCCCGGCUGCUGCGCUCCCUGGGGUGUUCCGGUCACCCCCGGCUGCCCCCCUGGCUGCUGCUCUCCCUGGGGUGCUCCGGUCACUCCCGGCUGCCCCCCUGGCUGCUGCGUUCCCUGGGGUGCUCCGGCCACCCCCGGCUGCCCCCCUGGCUACUGCUCUCUCUGGGGUGCUCCGGUCACCCCCGUCUUCCCCCCUGCUCGCUGCUCUCUCUGGGGUGCUCCGGUCACCCCCGGCUGCCCCCCUGGCUGCUGCUCUCUCUGGGGUGCUCCGGUCACCCCCGUCUGCCCCCCUGCUCGCUGCUCUCUCUGGGGUGCUCUGGUCACCCCCGGCUGCCCCCCUGGCUGCUGCUCUCUCUGGGGUGCUCGGGUCACCCCCGGCUGCCCCACUGGCUGCUGCUCUCCCUGGGGCGCUCCGGUCACCCCCGGCUGCCCCCCUGGCUGUAGCACUCCCUGGGAUGCUCCGGUCCCCCCCGGCUGCCCCCCUGGCUGUAGCACUCCCUGGGGUGCUCCGGUCACCCCCGGCUGCCCCCCUGGCUGUAGCACUCCCUGGGAUGCUCCGGUCACCCCCGGCUGCCCCCCCGGCUGUAGCACUCCCUGGGAUGCUCCGGUCGCCCCCGGCUGCCCCCCUGGCUGCUGCUCUCUCUGGGGUGCUCCGCAAUGGCGGAGAUCUAAGCGGCGGCAAUGGCGGAGAUUUGGGCGGCGGCAGUGGCGGAGAUCUGGGCGGCGGCAGUGGCGGCGGCAGUGGCGGAGAUCUGGGCGGCGGCAGUGGCGGAGAUUUGGGCGGCGGCAGUGGCGGAGAUUUGGGCGGCGGAAGUGGCGGAGAUUUGGGCGGCGGAUCUGGCGGACAGCAGGGCGGACCCGGCGAACAGCAGGACGGACCCGGCGGACAGCAGGGCGGACCCGGCGGACAGCAGGGCGGACCUGGUGGGGAACAAGGGGGAACUGGAGGGGAACAGGGGGACCUGCUGGGGAACAGGGGGGACCUGGCGGACAGUAGGGGGGACCUGGCGGACAGCAGGGCGGACCUGGCGUACAGCAGGGCGGACAGCAGGGCGGACAGCAGGGGGGACAGCAGGGCGGACCGCAGGGUGGACAGCAGGGCGGACAGCAAGGCGGAUAGCAGGGGGGGCAGCAGGUCGGACAGCAGGGCGGAACGCAGGGCGGACCGCAGGGCGGACCUGGCGGACAGCAAGGCGGACAGCAGGGCGGACAGCAGGGCGGACCUGGCGGACAGCAGGGUGGACAGCAGGGGGGACAGCAGGGCGGACCGCAGGGCAGACCUGGCGGACAGCAAGGCGGACCUGGCGGACAGCAGGGCGGACAGCAGGGCGGACAGCAAGGCGGACCUGGCGGACAGCAUGGCGGACAGCAGGGCGGACAGCAGGGCGGACAGCAGGGCGGACAGCAGGGCGGACCGCAGGGCGGACAGCAGGGGGGACAGCAGGGCGGACCGCAGGGCGGACAGCAAGGCGGACAGCAGGGUGGACAGCAGGGGGGACAGCAGGGCGGACCGCAGGGCGGACCUGGCGGACAGCAAGGCGGACAGCAGGGCGGACAGCAGGGGGGACAGCAGGGCGGACCUGGCGGACAGCAGGGCGGACAGCAGGGCGGACAGCAGGGGGGACAGCAAGGCGGACAGCAGGGGGGACAGCAGGGCAGACCGCAGGGCGGACCUGGCGGACAGCAUGGCGGACAGCAGGGCGGCCAGCAAGGGGGACCUGGCGGGGAUCAGGGGGGUUCUGUUGGUUCGAACUCUACUACUCAGAGUGUGA